AUGGAUCAACGUCAACAGCAAUGGUCGACACAGUCGAGAGGGGGCAACGCCACCACCCAGUCGAGAGGGGGCAACGCCACCACCCAGUCGAGAGGGGACAACGCCACCACCCAGUCGAGAGGGGACACCCCCACCACCCAGUCGAGAGGGGGCAACGCCACCACCCAGUCGAGAGGGGACGCCCCCACCACCCAGUCGAGAGGGGACGCCCCCACCACCCAGUCGAGAGGGGACGCCCCCACCACCCAGUCGAGAGAAGGAACCCCCACCACCACCCAGUCGAGAGGGACACCCCCACCACCCAGUCGAGAGAAGGAACCCCCACCACCCAGUCGAGAGGGGAACCCCACCACCACCCAGUCGAGAGGGACACCCCCACCACCCAGUCGAGAGAAGGAACCCCCACCACCCAGUCGAGAGGGGAACCCCCACCACCAUCCAGUCGAGAGGGACACCCCCACCACCCAGUCGAGAGAAGGAACCCCCACCACCCAGUCGAGAGGGAGCACCCACACCACCCAGUCAAGAGGGUCACCCCCACCACCCAGUCAAGAGGGGGCACCCCCACCACCCAGUCAAGAGGGGCACCCCAACCACCCAGUCAAGAGGGGGCACCCCCACCACCCAGUCAAGAGGGGCACCCCCACCACCCAGUCAAGAGGGGGCACCCCCACCACCCAGUCAAGAGGGGCACCCCCACCACCCAGUCAAGAGGGGCACCCCCACCACCCAGUCAAGAGGGGGCACCCCCACCACCCAGUCAAGAGGAGGCACCCCCACCACCCAGUCAAGAGGGGGCACCCCCACCACCCAGUCAAGAGGGGGCACCCCCACCACCCAGUCAAACCCGAUUGA
Oncorhynchus gorbuscha (pink salmon) is the source of this 855-nucleotide messenger RNA. RefSeq names its product basic salivary proline-rich protein 4-like. The record is from RefSeq and is a predicted model, not a curated record. The transcript is spliced from 2 exons. Bases 1 to 855 code for a protein of 284 amino acids. NCBI's taxonomy places the organism in Eukaryota, Metazoa, Chordata, Actinopteri, Salmoniformes, Salmonidae.